CGCUCUGUCACUGUGACACAAGUAUUGCCCAGUUGCCGCGGUCGUAAAAAUCACUGAAUUCAACUACGAUACGAGGCUUGAUCCGACACACGUAAACACUCGUAUAUUCUCGGAAAUAAAUACGGAUUUCACGCCAUAUAAAGGAGAACGUUGAUACCAAACUCUACUUGUGGAUAAAUCGGAGAGAGUGCAGCCCCUCCCAGCAACUUCCCUCAUUAUCCCGACGGUCUCAAGGCCAAUAUAAACCUAUCCGGCGCAACAGGCAAACUGUCCUAGUGCCGCCAACACAGUCAGAGGGGAAAGAUGGCGCCUGUCCUUGGCUACUGGAAACUUCGCGGGCUUUGCCAGAGUAUUCGGAUGCUGUUGGAGUACACGGGCACCGAGUACGAGGAAAAACUGUAUCACUUUGGGUCCGCUCCGGACUACGACAAGUCCGAAUGGCUUGACGAAAAGUUCAACCUCGGCCUCGACUUCCCUAAUCUGCCCUACUACAUCGACGGGUCCGCAAAGGUGACGCAGAGCAACGCCAUCCUUCGCUACAUCGCCAGGAAGCACGACCUCUUGGGCCGGACGGACGAAGAGAAAGUUCGCGUUGACGUGUUGGAGAACCAGGCGAUGGACUUGAGAAUGAGCUACGUCCGGCUCGUCUACCAGAAUUAUAACACCCAGAAGAAUGAGUACCUGACCAAUCUGCCUGCCACCUUGAAGCUGUUCUCGAAUUUCCUUGGCAACCGGAAGUGGUUCGCUGGAGAGUCUCUCACUUUCGUCGACUUCCUGAUGUACGAACUCCUUGACAUCCACCUCGAGCUGGACGCCUCCUGCCUUGCCUCCUUCAAGAACCUCUCGGACUUCCACAAGCACUUCGAGGAGCUUCCGGCCAUCAAGAAAUACAUGGCAUCCCCGAGGUUCUUGAAGAAGCCCCUGAACGGACCCAUGGCGCUCUUCGACAUCAAAUAAGGGGACAGGAGGAAAUUUUGGUAAAAGAUUAGGAAGUCAUGAAUGGUAAUGGGGGUUGUGGAAGUGAUCUUCAACUUCAAGAAAGUAAAUUGGAUUUAGUUUAUCUUCUUUUAUCGGUUUAUGAUUUCUUGAAGGACAUAACCUCACAUUCCCAGCCAAAAAAGAAGAAAAAUCGUAUAAAAUGUAUUUGUAUUUACCAUCGAUUUCUGUUAAAAAGUGGACAUUGGUAGAUUAGUUAAUAAAAAA
Penaeus vannamei (Pacific white shrimp) is the source of this 1203-nucleotide messenger RNA. Its product is annotated as glutathione S-transferase Mu 4. The record is from RefSeq and is a predicted model, not a curated record. Gene Ontology annotation, biological process: glutathione metabolic process. Gene Ontology annotation, molecular function: glutathione transferase activity. NCBI's taxonomy places the organism in Eukaryota, Metazoa, Arthropoda, Malacostraca, Decapoda, Penaeidae.